Eucalyptus grandis is the source of this 2131-nucleotide messenger RNA. RefSeq names its product ankyrin repeat-containing protein NPR4. The record is from RefSeq and is a predicted model, not a curated record. Lineage: Eukaryota; Viridiplantae; Streptophyta; Magnoliopsida; Myrtales; Myrtaceae. Gene Ontology annotation, cellular component: plasma membrane. The transcript has 4 exons. Gene Ontology annotation, molecular function: protein phosphatase regulator activity; protein phosphatase 1 binding. Bases 72 to 1562 code for a protein of 496 amino acids.
GACAUUGAAACUCGAGCAUUCCACCUUCUUCCUCAGUGGUCAACCUCUCCGAUCGCUCUGCAGCUGUUCGAAUGUCUUCGGCAGUUACAGAAGGAUUUAACCGGGACAUAGAGAGUGGCGUUCUGCCACCGCCGAACUUGGCCAUGACAGGGCAGUUUGAUCAAUCUUUUACACAGAACAAGGCCGUGCUGCGCAAGAACACAGAGUUGCACUUGGCAGCAGAGCGGGAUGAUGUUGCUUCCGUGAAGCGGAUCCUCCUCGAAGUCAACAGUCGACCGCCGAUUGGUGAGGCCAGCGCAGAAGCAAGCGUUGCUCCUCUGGAGUCGGUGGAUGAAGUGAACGAAUCAGGAGAGACCGCGUUGUUCGUGGCAGCAAAGAGAGGGCAUGCGAGCAUCGUGAAGGAACUGCUCAAGCAUUCGACCAGAGAAGGGGUUAUGAGGAAGAACCUUGACGGUUUGACUGCCCUGCACAUUGCUGCUGGUCAUGGACAUGCUGACAUUGUCCAAAUGCUUUUAGAAUAUGACCCCGAGUUGAUCAAGGCUGCCGGCCCCUCAAAUGGCAGCCCUCUUAUAAUUGCAGCUAAAAGAGGGCAUGCUGCUGUUGUUGAUCUGCUACUAGAAAAGGAUUGUAGCUUGUUCACAGCUCUCAAAUCGAAUGGAAGAAAUGCGUUGCACCUAGCUGCAAGGCGUGCAUUUGUAGAGGUUGUUCGAUCCUUGGUUGGCAAAGACAAGCAGUUGGGGCGGAGGAGUGAUUUGAAAGGCCAAAAUGCAUUGCAUAUGGCCGUGAGAGGAUAUAGUCAAGAAGUUGUUAAGUUGCUUAUUGAGGCAGAUCCAGCGGUGGUUGUGCUUCCUGACCUGCUUGGUAAUACAGCAUUGCAUGUUGCCACGAGAAAGGCCCGAGAUAAGUUGGUGGAGGUCUUAUUACUGUACCCUGAAACCAAUGUCAAUGCAACGAAUAAGGACCACAAAACUGCUCUUGACAUAGCUGAAGAGCUCCCUUAUUCUCCAGAGUCCAUUAACAUCAGAAGCUGCCUUUCUCGUAAGGGUGCUUCCCGAGCUAAUGACCUUGGAGCUGUCAAAGAACUCAAGAGAGCUCUUCAGGGAGGGAUCAACAGUGCACAUUCCGUAAAUAUGGCUGCCAUUCUCAUAGCCCAAAUAGCAUUUGCAGCCAUUUUCACUGUGCCUAGUGGUGGUGAUAAUAAUGGGAUUCCUCUAGCCAUGAGCAAUACCUCCGUUCAAGUACUGAUCAUCUGUAACUCUAUAGCAUUUUUUGCGUCCAUGGCGGUCGUGCUAAUCCAGGUCACGGUGACCAAAGGAGAGAUUGAACCAGAGGCACUUGCCAUGAUGGCGGAGGUAACAAGGAAACUCAUAUGGCUCGCGACAAUCUGCAUUUUUGUGGUAUUCAUGACUGCAAUAUAUGUAGUGGUUGGGAGGCGGAACGAGUGGGCUUCAGCCUUGAUUACGAUUACUGGGGGAGUUAUAUUACUGGGCUCUCUUGGCAUCAAGACUUACUAUGAGAUGAAAUUAAGGAGGAUUAGGUCAAUAAGGAAAAAGCAAACAUAGGCCAAGAGGUGUCUGGAUAAGUGGUCUCUCUUUACAGUCCUCCGGUUGUAUCUCUCUGUGCACUUAUGUAUCUCAACCAAAAAUGGCGGUUCGUAUUGGUUGAAGAUUCUGUUUAUCAAUUCUGGGUAAUUUCUAUGAAGGUGUAGAAGAGUGUUAGGUGCUGAGCCUAUGCCGAGUGUAUGCCAUAGUGGUCGUCCUCAGCCUGAGGCUAACCCAAAUUGAUUAUGGGAGGUGGAGUUACACUCGUGGUUAGAAAGAAAGAGAAGAAAAGUAGAAUGUAGGUCUCACAUGGUCUCUACUGUCAAUGUGUAAGAUUCAUCGGUAAUCUUAUGUUGGAUUCUAAUUCUAGUGUAAGUCAUUUCCCUGUGUUUAGCAUAGCAUAGUGUCUCACGAUGGAAUCAGUUGGCUCUAUUUACAUUGAGUUUACUCAGUGCAGAUGAUAUUGAGCUGGAUCUUUCCGAUCUGGUUUGCUGGGGAUGUUCUUCUUUAGCAUGAUAAUCCCAGACUCGUACUCACAGGCAUUCGAAAAAGAAGUCAUAACAUUAAUCAAGCACUCUUCUUCGUUGUUA